This is a messenger RNA of Aspergillus novofumigatus IBT 16806, 1406 nucleotides long. Its product is annotated as pyrroline-5-carboxylate reductase. The transcript is spliced from 2 exons. The record is from RefSeq and is a predicted model, not a curated record. Gene Ontology annotation, biological process: L-proline biosynthetic process. Gene Ontology annotation, molecular function: pyrroline-5-carboxylate reductase activity. Lineage: Eukaryota; Fungi; Ascomycota; Eurotiomycetes; Eurotiales; Aspergillaceae. Bases 471 to 1355 code for a protein of 294 amino acids.
CUUGUAUUUUGUUUUACACUUCAAUUUACUGGCAAGGCCAGGCAGGCCACCGCAACGUCGACUAUUCAUUCUUGAUUGUGGCUUGAGCACGCUAUCAACAAUCCCGGACGAAGCAGGAUGCGUUGACUGUUGGCCGUUUGCUAGUGACUCAGUCGGUCACGUGCCAUACAGGGACUGGCCUCUAUGAUGUGCAAGACGAUAUGUGCAGACAAGUCAUUAAAUACCUUUUCAGGUUGCAUAAAUAGGGACUAAUUAUUGGACGAGCGAAUGAACCCUCAGCGAAGAGCAAGUGAUAAGCAGGUCCACUGCGUCUCCAAAUCUUCGGGUUCUCUUCCCGAAGCCGCAACCGCAAUCGUUUGUUUCCCUAUAAUAUCUGCCUUUUGAUCUUGUUGCUCAUACAUACUUCGUCUAUUUCAUCCAAUUCUUCCAGGACACACGCUAAGCUCAUCACUAUUGAAGUAAUCCAACAAAUGGCAUCUGAACGUACCCUUGCGUUCAUAGGUUGCGGAAAUAUGGGUUCAGCUAUUCUGAGCGGCCUCCUUGAUGCGGCACAUCGGACGACAGAUUCCAAUGGUAGUGCGUCAGAAAAGGUCUCACGUUUUAUUGUGAGCACGAAGAGCGCUGCUUCUGCUCACCGACUUUGCGAUGAGUUUCAAGCGGAUGAAGAUCGUGUUGAGAUUAGACAUUCGGAAAAUCUUCUCGCCAUGCAAGAGGCAGAUAUUGUCCUGCUUGCAUGCAAACCUUAUAUGGCCGAGGAAGUUCUGGGCGAGCCUGGUGUGCGGGAGGCCCUAGCAGGGAAAUUGGUGAUCAGCAUCAUGGCGGGGAAGACACCUGAAGAUAUCGAGAAGUAUAUCUAUCGCGAUUCACCCGCAGACGAAGCCGCAUCGAAGGCGAUCAUCGUAAGAGCAAUGCCCAAUGUUGCAGCUCGUCUGCGUCAGUCGAUGACCAUCAUCGAGGUCAACAACGAUCUUUCGUAUGACAUGGCCGACACCUUGACCUGGAUUUUCGAACAGAUCGGAAAGGUGAAGUUUCUGGAGACAGAUCUGUUUGAUAUCGGCACAGUGCUUGUGGGUUCCUCCAUUGCUGUUCUGACUGUUCCGUUGGAUGGCGUUCUAGAUGGCUGCGUCGCGGAGGGACUCCGAAGAGCAGAUGCGUUGGAAAUGGCAGCGCAGAACUUGAUCGGAAUGGCUGGUUUGCUGCGAGAAGGGGUGCAUCCAGCAAUCCUAAGAGAAAGUAUCUCUUCCCCACGGGGUUGUACAAUUCAGGGUCUGUUGACGGUGGAGAAGGAGGGCGUGAGAGGAGCGUGCGCACAAGCGAUGAUCAACGGAGCUAGACAUCUAAAGGAAACGCCUUGAUAGUUCAUGUGAUAUAGAAAGAACUGCCUAGGACAUAGAUGGAAACUGACC